This is a messenger RNA of Hippopotamus amphibius kiboko, 1884 nucleotides long. RefSeq names its product POU class 2 homeobox associating factor 3 (gene POU2AF3). Lineage: Eukaryota; Metazoa; Chordata; Mammalia; Artiodactyla; Hippopotamidae. Gene Ontology annotation, cellular component: cytoplasm. Gene Ontology annotation, molecular function: DNA binding; POU domain binding. The record is from RefSeq and is a predicted model, not a curated record.
AUGGAACAGAGAGGCACAAAGUCAGGGCAUGCAAGUAGGAGCCAGGGAUCCGGAGAGGGCCCGGGCCACGCUGUGGCCGCUCCCACUCGGCGCCUGGUCCCGAGGGCUGAGGCCCAGAGGCCCAGCUGGCCGCUCUGGCCGUCCGCCUACCCGGGUCCACCGGCCCUCUCACUUGGUCCCAGUUGGCCCUGGGACUUCGCGGCGCGGACUCUGCACGCCCAGCAGCGGCGGCGGGGGGAGCUAGAGGCUCACGAUGAGCCCGGGACGCGAGCCGGCCGCGCCGGCGGCACGGAGCUGAGCAGCGGCGGGCGCUGCGCGGACCCCGGGCGCACCCGCUGCCCGCGGGGCCGCGGACCAGCCGAGGAAGUCGCGGGGAGACGCUGCUCCGCGGAGAGGGCUUGGCGCGCAGGCGCGGCGGGCCAGAUGCGGGAUUCACGGGUGACCAGGCGAGGCGCUGGCGGCCCGGUCCUGUCGCCGCGAGCCCCGGCUGACCGCGCGGCCCGCCCCUCCCCGCGCGGCUCUCCCGCGCUCACCCCAGGGUCGAGGUCAGGGCCGGAGUCGCGCCUGGGCUCCCGCGGCCACCCCCCGCCGCAAACGCCCGCCAGGCCCGACCUACUCACCGCGCCUCCUGGGGGCCCGCCCGGGGCGACGGCUGCCCCCGCCCCCGGCGCGCAGGCCGCCCUCCCCGCCGCCCGGGCAGGUGCGCUCGGCCCCCCGGCCCGGCCCCGCCAGUCCCGGGGGCGGCCCCUUCCGGAGGGCGGCCUCCCGGCCGAGUGCGCCGUCCUCGGCCGCCCCGCAUUGCUCUCCCCAGCGCGCGCUGUGCGGACUCGCCUCGGAGUCUUCGGGCGCCGCGGAGAAAUGCCUGCCCCCGAAAGGGAGGGGCUUUCCCCAGAAAAACCUAAGGUGUAUCAAGGUGUCCGGGUGAAGAUCACGGUGAAGGAGCUGCUGCAGCAGAGAAGGGCACACCAGGCAGCCUCACGGGGAACUCUGUCCGGAGGCAACAGUGUCCACCUUUCAGACCCAGUCCCACCAUCUUCUGCAGGACUGUAUUUUGAGCCUGAACCAAUUCCUUCCACCCCCAAUUGUUUCCAACCCCGAGAAUUUUCCAGUUGUGUUUCUUGUGACGAAAACCCAGGCUUCCUCGACCAGAUAUUUGAUUCCUACCUUCAGACAGAGACACACCCGGACCCUUCGCUUAAUUCCAUGCAAAGUGCUGCACACUAUUUCCCAGACAGCUUCCCAGCUGCCCCUUGCUGCUUUACCCAGAGCCUGACCCCAGGAUCGGCUUCAGAUUCCUCCACUCUUUCUGGCUCCUUAGACUACAGUUACUCUCCCACUCAGCUACCAUCAUAUGCUCCAGAGAAUUACACCUCUCCGCCUUCUCUGGACACCAGAAACUGUGGCUACCCCUCGGAAGACUACUCCUCCCCUCACCUGCCCUCACAGACGCAGUACGACUGCUUCUCGGCCACCACCUCCGUCUGCUGCUGUGCAUCCUGUGAGGCAGGACACCUGGACCCCUUCAGAGCUUCCGAGUAUUUUUCCUACCCCAGCACAGACUAUGUGAACUUCGCUCCCUCAGCAGCAGCAAGCAGUGAUUCCUAUAAGAGGGAAGCAAACUGGGACAUCUGCUAUAGUUAAUAGAAAUUACAUUAAUUUGGAACACGGCAUGCAUACGUCUAUUUUUUUGCCACCUCUAGAUGACAGCUCGAAAUAUGCAACCUGCUAACAAAAUAUCACAGGCACAGUUUACACGUCACCAUUUUUGACUGUCUAACACUAAUUUAGGCAGUAAUAUGAAGUCCUCUGACCCAGUCAUCAUGCCACUCCUACUUUGUAUGCUUACAGUUGAAAUUUUUGUAGGGAACAUUCAGUUGUUUUACU